CAUUCAUGAACGACUUGUCCAAAUCAAAAAAUGUAAAAAAAACCCUUUGGUGGUGUAUCUGUGAUAGCAGUCGGAGAUUUUUAUCAACUUCCUCCAGUGAAACAACGAAAAGAUGAGAGGUUGUAUAAAGAAAAUGGUUCAUAUCCAAUAGAUUACUGGCUGGAUUUUUUUAAAAUUGUAGAGUUGGAUGAAAUUAUGCGGCAAAGAGAGGAUAAAGCAUUUGCAACAGUUUUGAAUUCAUUACGCAUUAGAACGUCUGAAGAACUUAUUUCAGAGGAAGCUUUGGCAACACUUCAGGAAUGCAUUAGAGAAGGACCAGAUGAUGUUCUACAUGUUUAUUCUACAAACAAAGAAGCAAAUGAAUACAAUCUCAAAAUGUUACAUAGUAACUGUGAACAGUUAAUAGAAGUGCAAGCGGAUGAUCAUCAGAAAGACAAGACAACAGGAAAAUUAAUUUUACGUGAUAAACCGUUGACUAGUACCCGCGCUGAUGGCCUCUCUGCUUUUUUACUUUUAGCCGUAAAUGCAAGAGUAAUGCUUACGCGAAAUGUUAGUGUUGAGGAUGGACUAGUAAAUGGUGCAAUGGGAUAUAUUUCAAAUUUUGUGUUUAAAAGCAAACAGCCUGUAAAUACAGUAGAUGUAGUUGAAGUCAUCUUUGAUAGUGCAAGUGUUGGUAAAAUCCAGGGGAAGAUGACACCCAAUGGGAAUGUGGUCCCAAUUAAAAGAGUGGAAGAAGAGAUAAAUGAGAAAAAUGUAAAGAAUGUUGUUAGACAUCAAUUUCCACUGAAACUCUCAUGGGCAUGUACAGCACAUAAAGUCCAAGGUAUGACUACCAAGAGUGUUGUUGUCAAUUUAGAUCACACUUUUUCUCCUGGGCAAGCAUAUGUAGCAAUCAGUCGUGUAACUUCAAAAGAUGGUCUGUUCAUUGAGACCGAUGAUGAAAGUGUCUUGCAGAGAAAAAUAUAUGCUGAUUUAGAUGUGAAAUUAGCUCUUAAUAGUAUGGAGAAAUACAUUUUAGAUGAAGACUGGAUAUGCAAUGUAAGAAAAUGCGGAAAUUACAAAACAAUUCUUUUGUUCAAUGUUCAGAGUUUGAGAGGACACUUUCAGGAGAUAAAUUUUGACAACAGAUUAAUGAAAGCUGAUUUUGUUUGUUUAACAGAAACAUGGUUGAAAGAAGAGGAGGAUGUUCAAGAUAUUGAAAUUUCAGGCUUUGAAUUCCACCAUGUUGUACGAAACCAGUGUUAUGAUGAUAGUGAAGAUCUGAUGACAAGACUGAGGAAAGCAAAAGGUGGUGGGGUUGGAGUGUACAAAAAGAAAACAACGGAGAGAAUCUUGAUCAAUGCUUUGGAAUACAAGAACAUAGAGGGAAUAACUGUAGAAAUACACCAGGAGGACAUUGCAAUCCUUACACUCUACCGGCCAAGUUUGCUACCUGUAAACAAUUUUCUUGACAGGUUACAAAAAGUGGUGGAUUUUUAUAAGAGACGUUAUUUGAACUUGAUUAUUAUAGGUGACAUGAAUGAAGAUGCCAGAAUGCAAGGACCCAUACAGAGUUUUUUAGAAUCAGUGGGAUUUAUGCAAAUGGUGCAUUUUUACACAACAGAGGGUGGAACAAUAUUAGAUCAUGUAUACGUAACUGACCCUCUAAAAACCUGUGUACACAAAGUGUCAUUUUAUUUCAGUUAUCAUGAAGCUAUUGAAAUUCAUGUGAGAACUAAAUAAAAAAGAUUCAGAUUGAUUUUGAGUUCACACUAUUUUAAACAAGGAUUAUUUUCAGUUGAGUCUGAUGAAAACUGAAUUUAAUUGAUAUAUUAUUAGUUACAUUCUUUAUUUGGUAAUCAUAGUUUUCACAAGAUAAGCUCUUCUUUAAUAUUAAAAAAUAUGUUGCCUUUUCAAUUUGAAAGAAUUUUUCAUACUUAAUUCCUAUAGUGAAAUAUGACCUUACGUUGUUAAGAUAACUUAUUUAUUAUCUGUGUAAAGUGAUUUUUCAAGUAGAAGAGUGCAGUGCUGAAUUCGUGAUAAUUGGAUUAUGUGUUUACGAUGGUUAUGUAUCACUUAUAUAUAUAUAUAUAUCUUUUACAUUUUUGUUUUGACAGAUCUUUACUGAGACAUGGCUAGAAUCGCAUCAACAUUCAAUGCCUACAGAAAUCCUGACAGUGCGUGAAAUGUACUUAAAGUACCUGAAAUGUACAUAAGUGAAGAGCUGAAAAAUAUCUACAAUUUGAAGUAAUCAGUAAUUAACUGCAGAUAGUACCACUUAAUGGACCAAGAAUUACAAAGAAUAUGGUGGUUUUGUGAAGAUAUGUGCAGAGUGCAGUAGGAGAGGGGCAUUAUGCUCCCUCCAACUUUAACCAAAGACACAUUUGAAUAAUUUUUAGCUCACCUGAGCUGAAAGCUCAAGGGAGCUAUUCUGAUCACAUUUUGUCUGUCGUUCGUCCGUCUGUCUGUCUGUUAACUUUACACAUUUUCAACAUAUUCUCAAAAACUGCUCGGCAAAUUUCAACCAAACUUGGCACAAUGCACCCUUAGGCAAAGGGAAUUCAAAGUUGUGAAAAUUAAGGAUCACACCCUUUUACAAGGGGAGAUAAUUAGGUAUUAUUGAUAAUUUUUCAUAAAUCUUUUAAAAUCUUCUUUUCAAGAAACAUUUGGCCAGGAAAGCUGAAUCUUUUGUGGAAGCAUUCUCAGGUAGUGAAGAUUCAAAGUUCUAAAAAUCAUGACCACCGGGUGUAGGGUGGGGCCACAAUGGGGGCGGGGUCGAACUUUACAUAGGAACAUAUAGAUUAAAUCUUUAAAAAUCUUCUUAAGAACCAUUUGUCCACAAAGCUGAAACUUGCGUGGAAGCAUCCUUAGGUAGUAAAGAUUCAAAGUUGUGAAAAUCAUGACCACCGGGGGUAGGGUGGGGCCAGAAUGGGGGCGGGGUCGAAUUUUACAUAUGAAUAUAUAGAUUAAAUUUAAAAUUCUUCUUUUCAAGAACCAUUUAGCCAGGAAAGCUGAAGCUUUUGUGGAAGCAUUUUCAGGUAGUGUAGAUUUAAGGUUGUGAAAAUCAUGACCCCUGGAGGUUGGUGGGGUCACAAUGGUGGGGGGGGGGGUCGAAUUUUACAUAGGAAUAUAUAGAGUAAUUCUUUAAAAAUCAUUUUCUCAAGGACCAUUUGCCCAGGAAAGUUGAAACUUGUGUGGAAGUAUCUUCUAAAAAAAACCAUUUGGGGAGGGCAAAUUUUUACGUAUGAAUAUAUAACAAAAAAUCUUAAAAUCUUCCAAAAAAAACACCAUUUGCCUAGAAAAGCGGUAACUUAAGCAAAAGCAACUUCAGAUAGUGUGGAUUUAAAUUUGUUAAAAUCAAAUUUUGAGGAGGAGGGUGGGGCUGCAUUGGGGAUCUAGUUGUACAAAGGAAAACAUUUAUUCACAAAAACUGAAAUGUUAUCGUGUAUGGUUUGCAUGUAUGCAAGCAUUUUGACAUAUAUUGCUGAUUCUUCAAAAUUGUUAGCCCCUGGACAAUUCUUGGGCCUUACAAGAGGUUCAGAGUGUGUUGUAGGUUUAUAUCCCGUUGAUAAACAAUUGUUUAGGAUCUUUAUGAGAACUGCAAUGCUCAACAUGCUAUGACUCUAAAAUCAUCAGGGACUGGAUCACAAGAAUAUUGGGAGACAGACUUUUACUUAUACAGGAUCUACAUGUAAUAUACCCACAUUGUCCACAUGUAUUGACUCUAUUAAGCUGAUUUUAUCAUGCUUAAUGUUGCUCAGGUGUGCGAUGUAGCCCACGGGCCUCUUGUAUUUCAUUUAUUUUCCUGAUACUUCUCUCCCUACCUUAAUUGUGUGUGAAAUAGGACACAAUAUUCCUUGUACGUCAUUGCAUCUACAGUUAGCUUGUUAUUCCCUCUUAUUGAGACAAAAUAAUGUGAUGUGAUUUUAUAAGAUGUGAUUUGAAGAAAAGAUAUAACUAGAUAUGUGUCCACAUUUUCUUAUUGAUGAAAUUGAAGAAAUAACAUACUAUUGGAUCAUUAUCAUUAUGAUAUUUUAAGGAAAUUGUGUUUAUCCCUUCUCUUAUUGCUUUGUUUAAUUAUAUUAUGAAAUGUUAGAAUAUGUAGAAAAAAAUUAUUUACUUGAACAAGAGAAGUGCCUAACAUUUUGUGAUAUUUGAAUUUAAUAAUCUAUAACAUUGUCAUUGUACAUGUACAUGUAGUAGUAUUCUUCAUUGACAAUUUAUGUGUAUAAAUUCAUGCAAUGGUUCAAAAUACUGUAGAUUACUGUAUAUGAAACAUUAUGCCUUGCAUAUGUUAUAUUUAAACAUCAUCCAUAGUUUGUCCCAAGUUAUUGCAUCUAUCACAUUUUCAGGAUUUAAAUCAAAAUAUACAUGCCCAUGAAAGAAAUAUAAUUGAAAUUGAUGAAAGGGAAAAUAUGAAAGAGAUAUUCAUUGACAAGUUAUCAUUUGUCACUUGGAAAACUCACAGGAAGGAAAACAAACUCCAUCACUGAUUACUUUGUUAGUUGAUGUGUAUUGUUGUGGAAUUCUCUAUUCAUGGGACACAAAUGUGCAAGAACAUUUUGAAUCACUCUUACACACAAUUUACAAUGACUAUACCGUCACCGUCUUGGACAUUGAAUCUUUUUAAAAUGAGAUCACCCAUGAAAUUGCAUUUUUGUCCAUAAUGAUUGCUUGUCCACGUCUGUGGACAUUGUUCAUUGAUAAAGACAGUGUCACUUACCAGGCCCAUUAAAACACGUAACCCAUCUCUUUGAAAUAAUCAUAUAACACUAUAAGAAAAGGUAUAAAAUUUCAAAAUAUGCAAGUUUAUUUUUUGAAAAACUUCACGACAUAUUCAGUUGUUAGAUUAACAAUGUCAGCAUGAUAUUUUUUUCAUUGGUUUCAUUUAUUUUUUAUGUUUUAAGAAUUUCUACCUCUAAACGUAUGUAAAACCUAAUGUUGGAUUUUUUUUCAUACAGAAUUGCCCAAUUUAUUUUUUAACAAUAAUGUCAUAUAAUCAAUAAAUUGUGUAUUGCUGAAUAAAAUUGGUUAUUUAUUUAUUCUUGAUUUGUUUUUGUUUUCUUUAUGCCCUGCAAGCAGAGUUGAGAUAUAUCAGUCAGGAGAGCGCGAGGAACCGGAACUGCUCAUUGAAAAUAAAAGUUUGUAUCUCUUGUUCAUUCAUAUACCUAGUGUACUAUACAGUUUACCAAGCUAAGUAAACGGUCAGAUAAAAACCGAGGGGCAUGGUCACGAUUUUGGUUAUAUUCAAUUUCUGUUUUUAUUAUUUACAAUGCUUUAAGAAUACAUUUUUAAUGAUCAAAUGGAAUUUGAGAAUCAGUAGAAGAAUUAUAGGCAAGAUACAGGGUAUAAUUCUUUGUCACGUAAACAAGGCUCGUGCCUUUUUUUUGUUUACAUAGGUUAAAUAUACCAGUAAAAAUCUUAUUCAAGCUCAUUAUUCUUUCUCUUAUUUAUUUUAAGCAUAAAGCUGAAACUCCCUUAUAAUUCAACGAAGUUUUGGUUGUCUAUUUAUUGCCUUGGGACCGGAAGUGGACGAACGGAAGUGAUUUACAAGCACAAAAGCUGAUAUUUCUUGUACAUUUGCUUAGCGUGUAUCACUGUUUAUCAGACUAGAUGAAACGCCCCAUAAAGUCAUUCAAACUUGUUAAAAACCUGAUUUGUUUGAAUCCUUCCAGUGGUAAUCGGAACUGAUGGUUGACAAAAUAUAACCCGUUAAACACAUCUUCAAUCAAAUGUCUAUCAUAUAUUAAAGCUUUAUGUCUCAAUCACUUACAUAGACUAAAAUCUCGCGGGCAUCAAAUUUGUAAAAAGGAAAGCUAAUUAGAGAUAUUUGAGAUAUCUCAGCGGAAGUUAAAUUUAUUUGCUAAUUUAACAUUAUACAGAUGACAUAUCUGAGAGUGUAUACUCAUAUAUUCUUUCCAUGUACAUGUAAAAUGAAUAAAGAAAGAAAAAUAAAAUAAUUUGUGAGGUGCUUCCGGUGACGACCGGAAGUUACGACGAACACAACAAAAUAAUUUAAACACAUCUACAACUAUAGGUCUAUUAUCCCUCAAAGUUUGGAGGUUCAAGUCUUUAUCGUUUCUGAGAUCUCAUUGGCCAUAGCUUUUUGCCGCGAGACAGCAAACGGACGACAUGAUGUGAAUUUUGAAAAAAAAAUGAAAUAAACGCCUAGAGAUAUUAUCGUUCUCUAUCAGUCCUAAAAAUAAUAAGAAAAUCUAUCCAGCCAUCUCUGAAAAAUCUAGUUAAACUUUUAAAAAACUUGAUUUGUUUGAACUCUUCCUUUGUGGACCGGAAGUGACGGUUCACAGAAUUAAAACGGUUAAACACAUCUUCUAUCAAGUGUCUAUCAUCCAUGUCAGUUUCGUGUCUUGAUCACUUACAGUUUAUGAGAUCUCGAGGUUCAAACAUUUGUUUGUAUAAAUGGCUACAUGAGAUAUUGAGAUAUCUCACCGGAAGUAGAUUUUUUAUGUUUAGUUAACAUCGGAAAGAUGACAUAUGUAAGCAUUUAUACUUAUAUUUCAAUUCUCCGUAAAAUAUAUUAAAUGCGUAAAAACAUAAUUUUUGAAGUGCUUCCGGUGACGACCGGAAGUUACGACGAACAAAACAAAAUAGUUUAAACACAUCUACAACUAUAGGUCUAUCAUCCCUCAAAGUUUGGAGGUUUAAGUCUUUAUCGUUUCUGAGAUCUCAUUGUCCAUAGCUUUUUGUCGCGGGACAGGAAACGGACGACAGGAAGUAAAAUUUUGAAAAAAUGAGAAAAUCUCCUGGAGAUGUUUUCGUUCUUUAUCAGUCCUAAAAAUUUCAAGAAAAUCCAUCCAGCCAUCUCUUAGAAAUCUGGUUAAACUUUUAAAAAACUUGAUUUGUUUGAACUCUUCCUGUGUGGACCGGAAGUGACGGUCGACAAAAUAAAAACGGUUAAACACAUCUUCUAUCAAAUGUCUAUCAUCCCUGUAAGUUUCGUGUCUUGAUCACUUACAGUUUCUGAGAUAUCGGGGUUCAAACUUUUGUUUUAAAAAAGGCUACAUGAGAUAUUUGAGAUAUCUCACCGGAAGUAGAAUUUUUAUGUUGAGUUAACAUCAGAAAGAUGCAAUUUGUAAGCAUUUAUACUUAUAUUUCAAUUCUCCGUAAAAUAUAUUAAAUGCGUAAAAACAUAAUUUUUGAAGUGCUUCCGGUGACGACCGGAAGUUACGACGGACAAAACAAAAUAGUUUAAACACAUCUACAACUAUAGGUCUAUCAUCCCUCAAAGUUUGGAGGUUUAAGUCUUUAUCGUUUCUGAGAUCUCAUUGUCCAUAGCUUUUUGUCGCGGGACAGGAAACGGACGACAGGAAGUAGAUUUUGACAAAAUGAAAAAAACGCCUGGAGAUAUUAUAAUUUUCUGUUAGUCCUGA
This is a messenger RNA of Magallana angulata, 7370 nucleotides long. RefSeq lists its product as uncharacterized. Bases 196 to 1722 code for a protein of 508 amino acids. NCBI's taxonomy places the organism in Eukaryota, Metazoa, Mollusca, Bivalvia, Ostreida, Ostreidae. The transcript is spliced from 2 exons. The record is from RefSeq and is a predicted model, not a curated record. Gene Ontology annotation, molecular function: catalytic activity.